Molecule: messenger RNA, 784 nt
Organism: Closterium sp. NIES-65
Lineage: Eukaryota; Viridiplantae; Streptophyta; Zygnematophyceae; Desmidiales; Closteriaceae
Source: the annotation of a GenBank genome assembly
GAAGCGGGGCAUCAAUAACGUGCGAAUCAUCACAGCAGACAUGAACACUUUUCAGGCAGAGGGCACCUUCGAUAGAGUGGUGUCUGUUGAGAUGUUUGAGGUGAGUAAGACGGCACAUGAAGAAUCACCAGCUGCUGCUGGAGAUGGUGGCUUCAUGGAUAGUAGCUUCACACAUGAAGAACUACCAGCUGCUGCUGAAGAAGGUGGCUUCAGUAUACCUCAUUCUGUCUAUCACAAGCCUUUGGUUUUACUCAUCGGCAUGUCUCUUAUACCCUCCCUCCCCCUUCCUCACUUACAGCACAUGAAGAACUACCAGCUGCUGCUGAAGAAGCACAUGAAGAACUACCAGCUGCUGCUGAAGAAGGUGGCUUCCUGGAUGAAGCCAGAGGCGCUGCUCUUCAUUCACAUCUUCACACACAAGGACUUUGCAUACCACUUUGAGGAUGCGGGGCCUGACGACUGGAUGACUCGCUACUUCUUCACGGGGGGCACGAUGCCGGCCGACAAGCUGCUGCUCUACUUCCAGGACGACCUGAGCAUCGCCAACCACUGGUGCCUGAACGGCACUCAUUACCAGCGGACUAGUGAGGCGUGGUUACGCAACUUUGACGCCAACAUUGUGAAGCUCCGGCCGAUCCUAGCGGAGACGUACGGCAAGGAAGCGGCGACCAAGUGGACGGUGUACUGGCGCACAUUCUUCAUUGCCGUGGCUGAGCUCUUCGGCUACUCCAAGGGACAAGAGUGGAUCGUUUCCCACUACCUCUUCCAGAAGAAGCAAGCAUAA